AUGGAUGCAUCGCUUGCCCUCAAAAAAUUUCAGUUGCUUGUAGAGCAGCAGAAGCGCAUGAUGCUAGAGGAAAAAUUGGGUAUCCGGCACACACAGCCCGCCCAUGCUGGUCAGGAUAUUGGCGACGGUCUGGACCAUGUCUACUUCGCUCCGGUGACAUCUGAAGGCCUGGAGAAGAGGCUUGGCAUCAAGCUGAAGCCCCACCCUGACAAAGUGUCAGAGGCAGCUGCGCUGUCUUCUGUGCAGACACCUGUGCUGCAGUACAGCUUGGGCCUCCCGAAGGAAAUCCUGCUGAAUGGCAUCUCAGCACUGCAGGUGCAAGCGGUCCACCUGGCAUGUGCGCGCCAUGAGACCUUCCUGCCCAACGGCCAGCGAGCCGGCUUCUAUCUUGGCGACGGGCCGGGCGUUGGCAAGGGCCGCCAGAUCGCCGCCCUCGUCACUGAAAAUAUCCUGCGCAAGAGGGGCAAUGAGCGGGCAAUGUGGUUCUCUGCUUCAGCCGAUCUGGCAGUGGAUGCCACACGGGACUUCAGGGACAUUGGCGCGUACAAGUACGACCCCAUCCGCAUCCAUGACUUGCGCAAGAUCGGCAAGCUGCGGGCCGGCCUGAAGCUGGAGGAAGUCAAGGGGCUGGACAAGGGGGUGCUGUUCAGCACAUACAACCUGCUCAUCUCACAGUCCACCAAAUUCAGCUCGGUGAAGACGAUGCAGAAGUCGGAUCCACUGAAGUUCAGCAAUCCUGAGCUUGCUGGAGCCGACAUCCAUGUCAAGAAGGAGUAUGUGGAGGCAGUGUGUGGAGAGAUGGAGUUUGGACCUCAGUCUCGGCUGGCACAGAUCGUGGAGUGGUGCGGCGGUGAAGCUUUUGACGGCGCACUGGUCUUUGAUGAGUGCCACAAGGCCAAGAACUGCACUGCAAAGUAUGGCGAACGUGGAGCGCAGAUGGAGAGCAAAACCUCCAGGGCGGUGAUUGAGCUGCAGCGGCGGCUGCCAAACGCUCGCGUGCUGUAUGUGUCAGCCACCGGCGCCACGGAGGCGUCCAACCUGGGGUACAUGCAGCGGCUGGGGCUGUGGGGCCCAGGCACUUCCUUUGUCAGCAAGGACGAGUUCAUCGACCUGCUGCAGCAGCAGGGCAUCAGUGUGAUGGAGCUGGUGGCCAUGGAGCUCAAACAGGCCGGCUUCUUCCUGGCGCGCACGCUCAGCUACGAGGGAGUGACAUACGAGCAGCUUCCCAUUGAGGUCAGCCCAGAAUACAAGGAGCUGUACAACCGUUCCUGUGCCUUGUGGCUCCAGAUCUGGAAAGCCGUGGACAAGUACUCAGAGGACAGGAAGAAGGGGAUGUCCAAGAUGUGGGGCGGACACCUGCGAUUCUUCCGCCAACUACUGACUGCAUGCAAGAUUGAUGACAUCGAGGCCUUUGCAAAGAAGAUGCUGGCUGAGGGGCACUGCAUCGUCAUCGGGCUGCAGAGCACAGGGGAGGCCCGCACGGAGGCGAUGGUGCGCGAAGCAGGGGCUGCAAACGACGAGAACUUUGCCUUCGACUCCUUUGCUGACCCGGCGGGCCUCAUCAUGACCACCAUCAUCGAGGAGCACUGCAGGGCGUCGCCCGACUACCAGCAGCUUCUCAACAGCGCCAACAGCCUCAACCUGCCCACCAACCCCCUGGAUGACCUCAUUGACCGGCUGGGGGGUCCGGAUAAGGUCGCAGAGCUGACGGGGCGGCGCAAGCGAAUGGUGCGCGACCCCGACGCCGGCACCUUCCACUACAAGGCCCGCGCCCACGACAUGCCCCUCAACGAGGUGAACAUCGCGGAGAAGAACAGGUUCCAGCGCGGCGAGAAGCUGGUGGCGAUCAUCAGUGACGCGGCCUCGACAGGAAUUUCGCUGCAGGCGGACCGCAGCGUGGCCAACCAGCGCGUCCGUGUCCACAUCACCGCCGAGCUCGCCUGGUCCGCCGACAAAACGGUGCAGCAGCUGGGGCGCACGCACCGCAGCAACCAGCUGCAGCCGCCGCGCUACGUGAUCCUAUUUACCGACGUUGCGGGGGAGCACCGAUUUGCGGGCGCGGUGGCCAAGCGGCUGGAGCUGCUGGGGGCGCUCACACACGGCGACCGCCACGCCGCCUGCCAGGACGCCCUCGCCUCAUUCAACGUCGACGACAAGUACGGGCAGGCGGCGCUCGCAGAGAUGUACAAGAUCUUCCUCAGGCGGUCGACCGCCAUGGCCCCGGGGUAUGCAGUGCCAGCAUGGAUGGAGGAGCAGACGCGCCACCUGGCGCCAGAGCAGCAAGAGGCCGAGAGACAGCGCAUCUUCGCGGAGUUCAUCCCCGUGGCAUGCAAGCUGCUGAAGGAGGUUGAUGUGAUCACCACGGAUUACAAGUUCCUGGGCAGGGAGACAGAGUACAGGACUGCCAAUGCCAAUCUGCCUGAUUCUGAAAAAGUGCCCACUGCCAGCUUCAACAAGCUGAUGAACCGGCUGCUGGGCGUGAGGAUCGAGUUCCAGCGCAAGAUCUUCGACUACUUCACCGCCCUGCAGGAGAAGCACAUUCGCCAGGCCAAGCGGGAGGGAGACUUUGCCCCCCCAGGCAUCAGGCACUUGUCCGGGGCCAUCAAGUAUGUCAACGACUCGGUGCUUCUGCAAAACCAGCAGGCUGGACACAGCACCUCACUGUUUGAGUACAAGAUGGACAGGGGCAUGAUAUACGAGAAAGCUCUGGAGGUGCUGAAGGCCGAGCUGGCAGAGAAUGAGCAGAGCAGGAGCGGCUUCUACGUCAUGACCCAUGGAGGGACGGGCAACGAGCAGUAUGUGCUGGCGAUGGAGUGCAACAAGGACGGGCGGCGGGUCACAAAGGCCGACAGAGGCAAGAAGGGCACAUACAUGUGCAUCAUCAGGCCCAAUGCCGGCUUCUCAGCAGGGAACAUGGCCUACCAGGAGUUCGCUGGGAAGUACAAGCGGGUCAAGGCAGACAGGCAGGAGUCUGACUGGAUGGAGAAGAAGUGGCAGGAGGAAUACCGCAAGGACCCCGGCAAGAAGCGUUUCACUGACCUCUACCUGAUCACUGGCGCGAUCAUGCCUGCCCUGCAGCCCACUCUGAAGCUCUUCAAGAGGCUCAAGCUUGAGAACCCCCGAGCCAGGCAAGCAACCGCCCACAUUCCCCUUUCUGGCUGA
Molecule: messenger RNA, 3162 nt
Organism: Coccomyxa subellipsoidea C-169
Lineage: Eukaryota; Viridiplantae; Chlorophyta; Trebouxiophyceae; Coccomyxaceae
Exons: 25
Coding region: 1-3162 (1053 amino acids)
Biological process (GO): regulation of DNA-templated transcription
Cellular component (GO): nucleus
Molecular function (GO): histone binding; chromatin DNA binding
Source: RefSeq, a predicted model, not a curated record